Entamoeba invadens IP1 is the source of this 1032-nucleotide messenger RNA. RefSeq lists its product as hypothetical. Bases 1 to 1032 code for a protein of 343 amino acids. The transcript has a single exon. The record is from RefSeq and is a predicted model, not a curated record. NCBI's taxonomy places the organism in Eukaryota, Evosea, Mastigamoebida, Endamoebidae.
AUGGAAUGGAUAAAUGUCGAUAUUGUCAAUCCCGGUACUGUGAGUGCAUUCACGGAGUACUAUAGAGAAUUUGUGUGUGGUACAUACACGCCUGUACCAUCAGAGGAAAUUACGAUACCAGAAAACAUUUACAUGAUGAUGAACGAAAAAUUGUGUUGUAAAAACUUGGGGUGGGCAAUUUAUACGGAACAAGAAUUGUAUAAGAACCUUGUCAAAUUAACGCACAACAAAUUUCGAAUCACUGUUUUCUUUCAAUAUGAGCGAAUGAUGUAUCGGGCGUUCGACUUGUUUGCCAAAGGGGUGAAUCUGGUGCAAUCGUUGACAACCAAUAAGUACACCCACGACGGGUUAAAACACUAUUUCGACGCUCUGGUGGCAACGUCCAUCUUCGGGAGAAUCGUUAAAAGCAGAGCGAUAAAAGCGUACCGAUAUAUUGAGCAAGAAUGUUCGGUCGGGCAUAUUAUUUGGUACCUUUCUGUGUUUCUCGGCAAUUGCUCCCGAAUCAACUCGAUCGUAGAUGAUCGGUGUCGGGCUUGUUUAGAAAUGUACCGGGAGAUUGGCUUCAAUUUAGUCGUAGAAAAGUUGGUUGAACAGUCUGAGUAUAUUGCAGUCAUAAGCCAAAACGUUGGGUUUGUUACAGAGAAUUUUCAAGUUAUCAGGAAAACAAUUGAAAAGGGAAACGCCGUCGAGUUUUCUUCAUUCGAACAAAUGUUGCGAACAAUGGAGUCUACCUCAAAAAGUACAAAAGGUAUCAAAGACGACAAAUUUCAUACCAAUAAAAGUGAUUUGCGUCCUAAAGAUUUCACUAGGAGUAAACCGAAUCAAAAACCACAAGCACAGAAGAUUGAGAAGCCAAAGAAAGCACAUAUAGCAUUGAAAAAGAACACCAAAGAAAAAAAAGAAGUAACAAAACCAAAACCUGCGGGUGCAAACAAAGUUGUCUGUAACAUUAUCACGAAGACUUCAAAGCUCCAAAGCAAGUCGAAGAAAGGGAGUGAUAGUAAAGUCGACAAAUUACUGAUGACGUUGUGA